Molecule: messenger RNA, 1001 nt
Organism: Chenopodium quinoa (quinoa)
Lineage: Eukaryota; Viridiplantae; Streptophyta; Magnoliopsida; Caryophyllales; Amaranthaceae
Exons: 1
Coding region: 186-728 (180 amino acids)
Source: RefSeq, a predicted model, not a curated record
UUCCUUCUUUAUUUUAUGAAACUACUUAGAACCUCACUUGAACUCUCUUAGAAACAAACUCCCACCUACACCAACACAAUACACCUCCCUCUCUUUAUAUAUAUACACAUAACCUUCACACUUGAUCAACUUGAAGAGAAAACAAUUACUAUAAAUAAUAAAAACCAAAACAAUUACACACAACUAUGAUGGGAAGACAGCAAUGCAAGAAGCACCCUAAACACCGCCAAUCCCCUGGCGUGUGCUCCCUUUGUCUCUCCGACAAGCUAUCCAAGGUCUCUAACUCCGGUACCGCCUCACGGUCCGCUAUCAUUCGAGCUCGAGCUCGUGUUUACUAUCAAUCCUCAUCAUCCUCCUCUCUUUCAUCUAGCUAUGAUUCUUCUAAUGCUUCUUCUACUGGUGCCUCCCCCGUACACCACGUUUUAAGUGGUGCUCGUCAUCGGAGGAUCGUGUCCGAUGUACGAGCUAAUGUUGUUGUAGGCAAGGAUGGAUAUAAUAUUAACAGUAAAGGUGAUUCGGUUUUUAGUAAGAGUAAAUCUAUGGCUCAUGUUGAAAAAUAUGAUGAUAAAAAGAAGAAUAUGAAGAAGAAUAAUGUAAGGAGAUUAUGGGCUAAUUUGCUUCGGUUAGGAAGAAAUGAAGAAAAGCGUGAUAAUGUUGCACAAGUUAAUGAUCGUAAGAUUUUUCAGCCGCAUCAACUUCAAAGUUCUAGCAGCAUGGUUGUUUAUUAAUUGAUUGAUGAUUGAUUUAAGUUAGAUUAGAUUUAUUGAUCGUGUUAUUUGGACAUGAUUAGUGAUUUUAAUUUUAAUUUAUUUUUUUUUUACUUUUUUGUGUAUAAAAGAAAAAGGGUAAAUGGAGGGGAGAAAAAAAAUACAUACAGCAAUCCAAAUUACAAAAGAAUUGAAGAAAUUUAUCAUGAUUUGAUGAAUAUGUACAUUUAUUAUGUGAUACAAGUUUUACAAAAGAUAGUGAUGAAAUGAAAUUUUGUGGAUAAUUUGUGUUUA